This is a messenger RNA of Seminavis robusta, 624 nucleotides long. NCBI's taxonomy places the organism in Eukaryota, Bacillariophyta, Bacillariophyceae, Naviculales, Naviculaceae. The record is from the annotation of a GenBank genome assembly.
AUGGCCACUUCAGACUCAAAAUCACUCGUAGUGGAUCCAUUCUGCUUUCGUCAAUUUGCAGAACAGGAAGCUAGCAAAACCUAUGGAGGAGCAGUCUUUUCCAACACUGUGGCAGACUUUGAAGGGAUUGUCAAUGCUAGAUACAAAGAAGAACAACUCAAGGAGGGUUAUGCUCCCUUUUGCAAACAUCUAUUCAUUCUCAAUGACUUUACGCAAGCAAAGGUCAACGUACUGAAGAUCACUCCUGAAAAUGAAGGACUCCUCAGGUCCAGCUAUGAAGCACGCAAUGACAAGGAGUUGCCUGUGUUGCAACGGUACUUUCCCAAGGACCUUGUCAAAGAGGACGACCUGCCUGUGGCCAAAUACUUGGACUUGAUUCUAUAUUCGCGAGAGCAAAUCAACAAGGAAAAUGAGUCCAUGGGCAAGGAGAAGGACCCAGAAACAGCGCCAUGGGGAAUUGUCAGUAUCAAAGCUCAAGAUGUGGAUUAUGAACUGCCAAUGACACCCAUCACCGCCAUGAGGAAUGCCCUGGGCAAAGAUCAAGGUGGGUCCGGAGUAAAUUUGGACAGGGAAAAGUACAUGGAAGCGGUCAAUUAUUGGAAGGAUCAUGCCAAUGUAUCCUAG